Messenger RNA from Haemonchus placei, 195 nucleotides. The record is from the annotation of a GenBank genome assembly. Lineage: Eukaryota; Metazoa; Nematoda; Chromadorea; Rhabditida; Trichostrongylidae.
AUGACCUUAUCUUCAAUAUUAACGUACCAUUCGUAUAUACAGCAACAUAAUCCAGUCCGCGAUCUUCUCGAUGAAGUUGAUCACAGAAGCUUCCGACGUCAUCCGUCAACGGCCUCAGAGAAAAUUGGCAUAACUCUUGGCGUGACGGUAGGACGACAUCCAGCAGGGGGAGACCUCUUUCGAAGCGGACCGUAA